AUGCAACCGAACACGGGAAGAUCAACGAGGCGUUCUCAGACUAGUACAAAUGGGGGGAAAUCAGUGGUGAAAGCACUGCCUGAUCCCAAACCGGUCACUAGAAAGUUGUCUGCCAGUCCUGUUGGGUGGAAGUUACGGAGCAAAGCAGAUGAGCCAUGUAAUGAGAUGAAAAGACAACUUGAGCAACAGAUGGAACAAAUCAAAGCAGCAGUUGGACAUCACAGCGAUAUUGAAAUUGUACCAGAGUCACAACACUUCACCACUGACUUCACGGAUGCUAAACAAACUGCACUGGAGCAGAAGAAAGUCAUGCUAAAUGACCUGAAAGCCUUGCUCCAUCAAAAUGGAAACUUCACUGAUUAUCCCAAGACAGCUCCAAAGGUUGCAGAGAGCCCUGCCUUGAGUACUGUCACAGAAGAAAGCUGCAGCAAGUUCAGCAAAACGGUCACAACUCCUACCAAUUCACAGAAGACACAUCUUACUUCUAUACCAGAGAAUAAUGAUGAUAACACUGAUGAGGAUGUUCCUCAAGACAAGUCACCGAAUUUAGAAAGUCCAAUAAUCAGCCCUCCUGACAAAAAGAACAGACAGCGGACAUGUUCCAAGAACAUCAAGGCAACAGAUGUGAUUGAUACAGCAGACAUCGAUGGAGAUGAAGAAGAGGAGGAAAGGAAGGAAGCGAUAAAACCAAAAAAGCAGCGAGCAAGCAGAUCAAAGAAGCGUUCUGCAAAGUCUUCACCAAAAGAAAGCCGGGAGUCGGACAGCGACUGCGAAAUUAUUGAUAUAAAACCGACACGAUCACCACCAAAGAAAGCCGAGACAGGAGGCUGCAAAGAUGAUGUAGGUAACAGAUCAACAAGACGUUCUACAAGGUCCUCCCCAAGGGAUUAUAAAGAGAUUGACAGCGACUGUGAUAUGGAGGAUCCAACAUCAACGCAAUCACGGAAACAGAAAAAUGUGAAGGGUGACAAAGGAAAGGAGGGGAAAAGUGCUGGGUCGAAAAGAGAUUCGCCAAAAUCUGCUCGAGACAAGAGUGAAGAUGAAGAUGUUGUGGAAGUUGUGAUGGAUUCACACGUCAGUUCCAGCCAAGGGUUCAAUCUGACGACAACUUUCAAAAAGCCUUUGGAGAAGAGAAAUAGUGACAGGAAGUGCAACGCAAAUGUUUCAAAGAUGAAGAAAAUGUACAGCGAGUUUGGUUUUAGUAGUCAGAGUGAUGAGGACAAUUCUAGUCAGAAAGAUGAGCGUUUAAAUGAUUCUCAAGAUGAGUUUAUUGCCAGGAUAGAGAGGAUUUCAGGGAAGAAAAAUGCUCCUGAAAAAGUGCCAAAGUUUUUUAAGGCUCGUGCCAGGGAGCGAAUGAAUUCUAGUCAGGGUGAUGGAAGCAAGUUUGUGUUCGAAUCAAAUGGAAAGGAGACGAAGACCAAAGCUAAGCCUGAGAAGAAAGGGAAAGGGAAGAAGCCACAGAAGCCGGGAAUGAACUUUAUCAACUAUCUGGAGUUCAAGAAGCCGAGAGAUAGGAACAGUAGCCAGAGUCCUCUCAGUGAGAAGGAAGAGACACUGACGUAUGAGUUCCCAGCAACAACUGGAACAAAGGUGGAUAAAAGACAGAAAGGACCACACAAGCAGAAGGCAGAGAAGGAUGUGGUCGUGAUCGAAUAUCCAUCAGACAAAGUCAAGAAGGAUCAGAGAAAAGGCAAUAGUUUAACGAGUGAAGAGGAACAAGUUGAAUCAGUGCCUUCUGCUGACAAGGUGCCAGAGGUUGAAAAACGUAGAAAAUCAUUGAAAAAGAAAAGUAUUGCUGAUGAGGAGGAUGAGGAACUUGGGCCUUUUGAUAAUGAUUCUUCCAGACACGGAAAGAAAAAGGAAACUGAAGCUGUCAAAAAGGCUAGACAAGACAAAAAAUCUGUGCAGAAGAAAUCAAAGAGGGCAGAUGAUGAUGAUGAAGAUUGGGAAUUCCCAUCUGUUUCAUUCCCGACUGCUGAGAAAAAUACAAGUAGAUCUAGGAGCAAGAAAGACAAGGAAUGUGAGGAUUGGGAAUUUCCUGCCCCUUUGUCCCUGUCGGUUGAGAAUGAUACAAGUCGCAACCGGUCAAGGAGCAAGAAAAGAGAAACAGAGAUGUUGUCUCCUGAUGUUGACAGCAGUAAUGCUUUUCAGAAUACUAUUGCUAAGAUCAAGAAGAAGAUCAAGGAUACUGGACCAAAGAAGAAGGAGAAGGAAGAGGCUGAGCUGAGCCAGAGCCAGAGAUCGAGGCCCGAUUAUGACCUAGCUAGUGUCAGAGAUGAUUCUUCAGACGAUGAGGAGUUGGGAGGUGCAUUGCUGCAUUAUGAUAGUAAGGCUGAGAGUCUCCUUACACUUACCAGCUGUGGGCCUGCUAGCUACCCCUCCAGUUCCAGAGAGAAGACAGCAGCAGCUGAGAGGAGACGGAGCAGGAAGAAAAUCAACUAUAAGGAAGCUUCUGAAAGUGAGUCUGAUAUUGGCAGUAUGACAUCAUUUGGACCAAAAUCAUCAUCAAGAGCUAGUGGAAAGAAAUUUAAUUUGUUCAGACGAGAUAAUCAGGCUCUUUAUACUCCCGAUGAUCAGGUGAUAACCAAUAACCCCAAGAAGAUGAAAAGAAAUGUUUUUUCAGACAAAACUGAUACCCAGAGUGAAGUCAGCUGGCUCAGCAGCACCAACAGGAAACAGGAGAAGAAAAAACCGACCAAAACAUACGGUCAGGGAAAGAAACCGGCCAAAAGGGGCAAGCUGCAGCCAGGACAUAGUCUAUUCUUUGAUGAAGAAUCAGAAAAAGAAAAUGAACCAAAGGGAAAAGGCAAAAGAGGUCAGAAGAAAUCUGCAGGUGGGAAACAACUGGAGAAAAGGCAAAGGAAUGGGCAUGAGAAAAGAUCCAAGUCUCCCGUACCGGCCAAGCCCAGGUUGUACGAGCCUAAUUUUCCUACAGAGGUAGUUUACACUCCAUUAGAGCCGUUACUAAUCGAGAAUGAUACACCGGCAUCACCUAAACAUGCUGACAUCUACAAUGUACGAACACCCAGAUAUGGUAAGGGUAAACAGUUCAAGCCUCUGGAGAUGAUGGUCACCCCUGUUACACCGAGGUCAGCUGCUAGGAUGGAAGGUGGGUAG
Messenger RNA from Lineus longissimus, 3117 nucleotides. Its product is annotated as microtubule-associated protein futsch-like. The transcript has 11 exons. The coding region runs from base 1 to 3117 and encodes 1038 amino acids. NCBI's taxonomy places the organism in Eukaryota, Metazoa, Nemertea, Pilidiophora, Heteronemertea, Lineidae. The record is from RefSeq and is a predicted model, not a curated record.